This is a messenger RNA of Striga asiatica, 1913 nucleotides long. The record is from the annotation of a GenBank genome assembly. Lineage: Eukaryota; Viridiplantae; Streptophyta; Magnoliopsida; Lamiales; Orobanchaceae.
CCGAAAUUCUGUUAGCUUAAUAAAUAUAUACCCUUCCCUCCAAAUCCUCUGCCAUCAUCAAUAUUUUCAGAUCUUAAUAGAACUGUGAAUCUAUAACUAGCCUCAGUUUUCUCAUAUUCGUCUCGGAAGCCAAGAAAUCUGCAAACCGCACAAACUUUCAUCUUCAAUCGGCCGCUGCAAGAUUCCAUUGAGUUCUUCUGUGUCUGCUAAUUGGAGACGAUAGAAUGGACGAAGUCAGAGAUAAAAUGAAGGGUCUGAUGAAGAAAGUCAACAAACCGUUCUCCAAUUCAACGUCGGGAAAAUUCAAGGGCCAGGGAAGAGUCUUGGGAUCUUCGUCGUCUUCUUCAACCAUUCACUCCCACUCAUUAUCGUCUUCAUCGUCUUUGCUUAAUCCCAAUCCUUUACCCGCCAAGCCUUCGCCUCCGCCUCCGCCUCAAAAGGUUAGCGAUACAUCUCAUCAGAAACCGCAGACAAGAAACCUCGAGAAGCCGCCGAAAUUGGAAUCAAGCGAGCAGCCGGAAAACAAAUUCGAUCCCUUCAAUUCUCUGAUUACUUCCGGUAAGCGGAACCCUAAUGGGUAUUCUUUGCAAGUGUUUGAGUGUCCGGUCUGUGGUAAAGCGUAUACCUCAGAGGAGGAGGUUUCUAUCCACAUCGAAUCUUGUUUGAGUACGGUGAAUUCUGAAAACGAAAGUAGCACUGAAAGAUCGGAUGGGCUUACGAAUCAACUGGAGAACUGUGUGAGUUCUUAUAUAUCCGGGAAGCCGAGCGAUAGUUCGAAGGAGGUUGUGUUGAGACUUUUGAAGAAUGUGGUGAGAGAGCCGGAUAAUGCAAAGUUUAGGAAGAUAAGAAUGGGAAAUCCAAAGAUAAAGGAGGCAGUUGGGGAUGCUCCUGGGGGAAUAGAGUUACUAGAGUGUGUUGGGUUUGAUCUUAGAGAGGAAAAUGGGGAAAUGUGGCUCGUUAUGGAUGAUCCUUGUAGAGAGAAUCUCGGUUUGGUUGAAAACGUGAUAUCAUUGCUAGACCCAAACAGUGUUGAAGGGUUGCCGCCGGUUGCUGUGAAGAAGGUAGAACAGUUGUUGGUUGCUCCAGCUAAGAUUGAGGAAGAACCUAUUGAGCCGAAGCAAGUUGACCGACAGAUUCGAGUUUUCUUCUCUGUCCCUGAGAGUGUCGCUGCAAAGAUCGAGCUGCCUGAUUCUUUCUAUAACCUUACGGCUGAAGAACUGAAAAGGGAAACUGAUACAAGAAAGAAGAAGUUGGAAGAAUCUAAGCUUCUAAUUCCUAAGUCCUACAGAGAAAAACAGGCAAAAGCUGCAAAAAGACGUUAUAAGAAGACUGUGAUUAGAAUACAGUUUCCUGAUGGAGUUGUACUUCAAGCUAUCUUUUCACCGUUUGAGUCUACUGGAGCUAUCUACGAGUUUGUAAGCAAUGCACUGAAAGACCCAAGCCUUGAGUUCAACCUUCAACAUCCGGAUCUAAUCAAGCGUCGAUUAAUCCCUCGUUUUCCCACAAGUGGGGAAAAAGCACCGACACUUGAGGAUGAGGAUUUGGUGCCCACAGCCCUGAUUAAGUUCAGGCCAAUCGAGACAGAUGAUGUUGUUUUUACGGGCCUAUGUAAUGAGCUUCUUGAAAUAAGUGAACCCCUCAUGUCUGGUUCAGCUGUUCCUUCGUCUUAAUCGAGCUUGGGUCGAGUCAACCUUUGGAGUGUGAAGAUCCUACUGAAAAUAAUCAACUCUUGUUUUGGAAUUUUUGAUAUGAUGUAUGUUUUGAUAUUUCACAAUCAGGGCCAGGAAAUAUUGUUCUGGGUCCCGCUUUACAACAGUACAUAUAUUUUACUCUCGUAUGGCAUAUAGUUAUGGAUUGAGAAUCAGUUUUUACGGUUCAGUUUCGCUUUGGAUGGUGAAAAUUGAAAAGCUUUA